CUCAAACUUCACAGUUUAAUUUCUCUCAGCUUUCAAUGAAUGGUCAUAAAUCUGUUUAUGUACACCCAAGGGUAAUGAUAACUCCCCUGCGGCACGAUCAGGCCUCAUUAGCAAAGCUUUACACCUAAGUAUACCGUUACCCGGGAAUCCUGGAAACUUACUGCUUUCCAUAGUGAACAGAAGACAAAAUGAGAAUGCUAAGUCAAAGCUCCAUUGAACUUAUAUCACGAGUCGAUGUCAACGAGGUCGAGGUCAUUCGCCUUUUGGGAUCAGGUGGGUUUGGUUCUGUCUUCGAAGCUAUGCACAAGAACUGCAAGGUUGCCAUGAAGAGGUUUCACACCAACACUCGCAACAAAAAAGCGGCGAUGCAAAGCUUCGAGGCUGAAGUGCACCACGAAGUCUUGUCUCUGAAACAUCCAAACAUUGUGCGAGUAUUGGGAACCAACGCAGCGCGCAGCCUUGAAGAACAACCGUUUAUAAUCAUGGAGUUUGUCAGUUCAAGAAACUUGCAACAUGUGCUGGACGACGCGGAUGAAAAAGUCGAUUUUAAACGGCGCGUCACAUUUGCAUACGAGGUGGCGCUUGCCUUGGAAUAUGUGCAUGACAAUAACAUCGCACAUCUCGACCUAAAACCCGCCAACGUUCUUAUAGCUCCGGAUGGUAGCUGUAAACUCGCCGAUUUUGGAUGCUGUCAGAUCAUCCAAGAACGGCCCAAUACACCGUCACGAUCGUAUCUCACCGGAACAUAUGCCUACCGGGCUCCCGAACUCCUGAAGGGGGAAAGUCCCACCUUCAAAGCUGACGUUUUUUCCCUAGGAAUCUGCUUGUGGCAGUUUUGGACCCGUGAAAUUCCGUACAAGCUACAAAAUCAUCAGAUUGUGAUCUUCCGAGUUGUUGCCUGUAAUCUGCGUCCGGAGAUCCCCGAGGGAAAUGACGUAGACAACCGGUACCGGGAGCUGAUGACGUCAUCAUGGCAUGGCAAUCCCGAGGAAAGGCCUUCUAUGACCGCGGUCGUAAACUUGCUUAAGUGUUUGAUUCCUUGA
This is a messenger RNA of Pocillopora verrucosa, 1043 nucleotides long. RefSeq names its product serine/threonine-protein kinase mos-like. Gene Ontology annotation, biological process: positive regulation of MAPK cascade; negative regulation of metaphase/anaphase transition of meiotic cell cycle; signal transduction. Gene Ontology annotation, molecular function: protein kinase activity; ATP binding. The record is from RefSeq and is a predicted model, not a curated record. Lineage: Eukaryota; Metazoa; Cnidaria; Anthozoa; Scleractinia; Pocilloporidae. Gene Ontology annotation, cellular component: cytoplasm.